CUCUCAUUCUUCUCUUCUCCCAAAUUUGAACCCUAGUAGAGAGCAUACUACCCUAGCCAGUAGCCACCGACAUGCCAGAAGCUCCUCAUUGACCAUGGGGGUUCAUAGUAGUGGCCAACAAUCCCUCAUUCAUGGCGGCAACAAGCAACCCCAAGCCUUCUCCCCAUACCACCAUCUUCGAUUUUUGUCCGGCUAUCACUGUUUGUUACUUCCAUCGUCAGACGUCUUCUCCGCCAUCGUUAGUGAUCUUUUCUACCAUCCUCAGUCCUUUUCUCCACGGUUUGCAGGAAAGAAGCUCUCUCUUAUUGACUCCGCCGCUGCCAGCGGCGCUCAUUGUCACUCCGACGAACCCCGCAACAGCUCUUAGGCUCUGCACCACCGUUUUCCACCGACUCUUCCGCGAUGUCGUUAUUGCCGCCAACAUUGCUUUCGGAGUUCGAUUGAAGAUGGUUUGAAAGGGUAAAGUAAUAAGAGGUAAGCAUUUACAAACUUUGAUGUUUGGUGAAACAGGACCUACAGUUCUCUCAUCAUGGUCCCGCACGACCAUUAAUUGAAGCUCAAACACAACUAAAGCACAAGAAGCUUUCUCCAAUGGUAUGGUUGCUUGACUAUCCUGCUCUUUCUUAAGUGCAAACUCGGGGAGAGACAAUUUCAUCCAAAUUUUUGAAAGAAAGAUGGAGGAAAAGUGCAAACAAUUAAGACAAAGUGGUCGUGAGCUAGCUGUUUCUUGGGCUCUUUGUGCUGUUUGUCUUGUUGGCCAUCUCUCUCAUUUCUUUGCAGCUAGGGCACUGUGGAUUCAUGCAUUUCAUUUUGUUGGAUUUCAUGUGUCAUUGUCUUUGUUUACAUUGCUUGGUCCUGGUCGCCAGCUUAUCUUAGAUGGACUAAAAAGCCUUCUUAAAGGGGCACCAAAAAUUAACACCUUAGUUGGUCUUGGGGCCUUGUCAUCAUUUACAGUCAGUUCAUUUGCUACGCUGCUACCAAAAUUGGGUUGGAAAGCUUUCUUUGAGGAACCAAUUAUGCUGAUUGCAUUUGUCUUGUUAGGAAGGAAUCUUGAGCAGAGAGCAAAAAUUAAAGCAACAAGUGAUAUGACAGGACUUCUUAGUUUACUACCAUCAAAAGCCCGCCUUCUUGUUAAUAAUGAGAAAACAGAAGUUGAUGAAUUGAAUUGUAGGCAAAUUCUGGAUGAGGUAAUCAACAUUCAAUUGAUGGUUUCUUGGUAAAUUUACUAAAAAUGGGUCAAGCAUUUUUCUCUAUAUUUUAGCUUGAAACAGAGGUUGUUAUUGGCUUAUUUGCAUUACAUUUGCAGUGUGUAAAUUAAAUUAUUAGUUUUGUUAUAGAAUUGUAAUUUUUUUAAGUGUAAUUAUAGCAUGUAAAUAAUUCAUGUAAAUCAAUA
Molecule: messenger RNA, 1393 nt
Organism: Arachis stenosperma
Lineage: Eukaryota; Viridiplantae; Streptophyta; Magnoliopsida; Fabales; Fabaceae
Product: copper-transporting ATPase PAA1, chloroplastic-like
Exons: 6
Coding region: 675-1220 (181 amino acids)
Biological process (GO): copper ion homeostasis
Cellular component (GO): membrane
Molecular function (GO): copper ion binding; P-type divalent copper transporter activity
Source: RefSeq, a predicted model, not a curated record